CGUGGGGCCAGGGCGUGGGCGGGGCGCAGCUACGGGCGCGAAACAUGGCGGAGCAGGGUUCCGUCGGCGGCGGCGGCGGCGACUACUAUGAGGACAAGGGCGACCACAGCGUUUUCCAGGCGGCUGUGGAGGUGUUCGGGAAGCUGAAGGUGCCGCGGACCCAGGAAGCCACCUCGGGCAGGAGGCCGGGCAGGGCCCUGCCUGAGGACCUAAACUGUCCCUUCCUAGAGGGUCUGUAUAUCACAGAACCAAAGACGAUUCAGGAACUGCUGUGUAGCCCCUCAAAGUACCGCUUGGAGAUUCUGGAGUGGAUGUGUAUACGUCUGCAUCUGGAACCUGUUCUGCCCCCGGGAUCACUCUUAAGACAAAAUACUUAUGAGUGGCCCCUGUCACAUGUGUUGGUGUGCUGCUGUCAAGGCAGGGCUGCACCAUGCCAAGGGGUUUGUCCCACCUCGCAGGACAAGUUCAGCUUACUAAAGGGAGCCCCAGCAGAGGUGAAGAUCCAAGAGAUGGUGAAACUAGGCCACGAGCUGAUGCUGUGCACGCCAGACGACCAGGAGCUCCUGAAGGGCUGUGCCUGUGCCCAGAAGCAGCUGCACUUCAUGGACCAGUUGCUAGAUGCAGUCCAGAGCCUGACCAUUGGAUACUCCAAUUGCUCAAGGCUGAAAGAGCACUUCAAGGACACCACGGAGAAGAAUGAGGCAUUGCUGGAGGAGCUCUUCUCUAGCCCCCACCUGCAGGCGCUCCUGAACCCCAAGUGUGACCCACAGCACCUGGACAUGCAGUCCCUCCUCGACAAGCAGAGUGACGACUGGCAGCGGGACAGCCCCUCUGCCAAGUCUGAGGAGGAGAAGGUGACGGAGCUGGCCAGGCAGCUACAGGAGAGCACUGCCAAGCUGCAGGCGCUCAGAGUGGAGUGCUUUGCGCAGCACAAGCAAGGGGCCACUGUGGGUGGAGCCGACACCAGCACCCUGGACCAGAAGCUGCGCCUGGUCAUCUCUGACUUCCACCAGCUCAUCUUGGCUUUCCUCCAAGUCUACGACAAUGAGCUGGGUGAGUGCUGCCAGCGCCCAGGCCCCAACCUCCACCUGUGCGGCCCCAUCGUCCAGGCCGUGUACCAGUCUCUGACUUCCUGCAGCCAACUAUUAAAAGCAGUUGUGAAGGUUGCUGACACCUCUGUGAAAGCAGUGGAGACAGUGAGGAAGCAGCAGGGCGAGCAGAUCUGCUGGGGCAGUGACAACUCUGUGAUGAGUCUAGCCACCAAAAUAGAUGAACUAACUCAGAAAUAUAAGGUCUUCAACGACAGCCUGCACAAGGGCGUAGGCUAGCGCGGGAGCAGGAAGCCGUCCCUGAGCCCAGGGCGGCUGGCUGGGCAGAGCCAAGUGGAGAAGCUGAGCGGCCGAGCUAUUCUCUGGGCAGGGCCCAAGGUGCCCUGGGAGGGAGGGAAGGUCGUGGGGCUGGGCAGAGGGGUUCGAACUGGGCACAAAGGAAACCUCAGGCUCUAA
This is a messenger RNA of Microcebus murinus (gray mouse lemur), 1505 nucleotides long. RefSeq names its product HAUS augmin like complex subunit 7 (gene HAUS7). Gene Ontology annotation, cellular component: HAUS complex. Gene Ontology annotation, molecular function: microtubule minus-end binding. Gene Ontology annotation, biological process: spindle assembly; microtubule organizing center organization. The record is from RefSeq and is a predicted model, not a curated record. Lineage: Eukaryota; Metazoa; Chordata; Mammalia; Primates; Cheirogaleidae.